Messenger RNA from Anopheles arabiensis, 1342 nucleotides. RefSeq lists its product as uncharacterized. The record is from RefSeq and is a predicted model, not a curated record. The transcript is spliced from 5 exons. NCBI's taxonomy places the organism in Eukaryota, Metazoa, Arthropoda, Insecta, Diptera, Culicidae. The coding region runs from base 22 to 1227 and encodes 401 amino acids.
GACGUGGCGUAGUGCAGAACAAUGUCCGAGCUGAGCAAGUGCUUCUACCGAGUGACGGCGGGCCGCUCCUGUCGCGAUCUGUGCCAUCCCGAGUACGCGACCUGUUGGCAGUCGUUCGUCGGCAUCACGAAAACGCUCCUGCCCGGUAGCUACAAGCUGUACCUCACGCUGCUGGUGAUACCGCCGCUGGUUAAGGGAGGCGGCUACACGGCAGAGUAUUGGUUCAAUCAUAUCCUGGCCUACGCGUCAAUUUCGUUCAAAACGUACAUCCAGGCCAUCAGUGGGCUGACGCUGCAGUGCUUACUCUAUAAACUUUUCGGCAGGCUGCACUACUACUGUCUGAUGGGCGUACCGGGUCUGGUAAGUGCCGCCCUCGUGCCCAAGCUGCCGCACGUCCAUCUGCGCCUGCAGGGCAUCACCUACUUCAACAUGAUGCUGGAGGUGAUGAUCAAGAAGAGCAAACUCCGGUGCCUGCAGCUACUUCGCCAGUCGAAACUUUGGGCGACGGUUUGCUUCAUGUUGUUCAGUGCCAAGAUUAUGGACGUGCUGCGGGCGAAAACCGUCAACCAGUUCUGGAUCAUGUACCCGGCAACGGCUCCGGAAGAUGGCAAACCGACUCCCGCACCCUGUCUGCACGAGGCAUCGUGCCAGGCAUACGUUCUGGAUGGCGUCUGGAAGUACGCACUCGUAGGCUUUACCAUCGAAGCUGCCCGUGCGUUCGUCUCGAAAGCCUCCCUGAUUUACGGAGAGCCUGCCCGAUUUGCCCGCGAGCUCCGGCAAGCCAUCGGCCCAGCGCUGCCCCUCUUUCUGGCAGCCUACGUCGGAAGCUUCCGCAGCAUCAGCUGCUGGUUGGCCCAUUCCACCGGCCGGGAGCGUCCCGGGCAUGCUUGGCUCGCCGGCCUGCUCAGCGGCGCCGCCUACCUGCUCUACCCAAAGUAUCAGAUCUUUACGCUUGGAUUUACCAAAUUUCUUGAGAUGUCCUGGGAGCAUCACCUCAAUACGGUCGCGGUGAGGCCGCGCUGGAUGGAGCUGCUCCAGCGCCUCCCCGUCCUCCGGCUGGUGCACAUGUGCUCGAUCGGCUACAUGUACCACGCCCUGGUCUUCCACUCCCAUCUGUCGCCACCGUUCAACUCGAAGUGCGUCAACUACUGCUCCGACUUCCGGGUCGAGCGGAUCAAGCGCCGGCUCGUCUCCUGGAUGCUCGAACAUUCGUGGAGCGCCUGCUGAUGUUCUGGGGCCGCUGGGGCCCGAAUUUUCACACACACACACACUCACAUACACAAACACACCUGGUGCCAAUAAACCCGCGCUAUCGCACCUUAGUGUUGGUGUCGCUCUCUUU